Cylicocyclus nassatus is the source of this 2431-nucleotide messenger RNA. Lineage: Eukaryota; Metazoa; Nematoda; Chromadorea; Rhabditida; Strongylidae. The record is from the annotation of a GenBank genome assembly.
AUGCAAAAUGUGCUUCGAUUAUCGCUUCGAUGGGGUCCUGGACGUGCUAACGGUGUCGCGUCGCUCUUUUUCUCAUUCUCCGCACAACAUCGGCUUCAUUCUUCGUCAAUUUUGACGUCGCACAUUCGCCAACUGAAAGCGUCGCAUCCCAGAUUUUGCUCAAACCUCAGCUUACGGAAGAUGAGUGCCGGGGAUGUCGACAAGUCACUUUACAUUCUACCAAACGAUUCACCGAUCUGUCCUCUUGACUGCGCUGAUGCUUUCAAAGCUUUGACGAGCAAAGAGCGGCUAUAUGCGCACCAUAUGUCAAAGGCUUCUUACAACGGAGCUUUAGCGGUCUUUCUGCAGGUAUCGCCGGAGUCUCCCGGCAUUUUCGUUACGUUUUUCAGACUGUUCAAAGCAGAGAGUUUGGAUUCUUUGAAAGAAAAAGCCAAAAAGUGUGGAUUCUCUGACGAAGAGUGGGACGGGUUUUUGAUGUAUGUGGCCGGAUUCUACUACAAUAACGGAAAUUAUCGCGGAUUCGGAGAUUCGAAGAUAAUACCUGGCGUUGAUAUGAAGAAAAUUGAUGCACUGAUGCGGUCAAGCGAAGCUGCCAAGCUCUCACCUACAUUUCUGAGAACUUGGGAAGUGGUGAGACCUGUGAUGGGUACUCUCGAGAGCAAGCAGCUACAUCUCGGCUACGGCGACAGGGGUGUGACAUGUUAUCAUAGCGAAAACAUCAAUGAGACUGAUGUCGAAAAGAUCGACAGAUACUGUAAAGCGAAAGAGUUGGAACUAUGGAACACCAGGCUUUUUAAAGAUUUCGAAAAGAAGAAUGGAAAAACCGUGUAUCGGCUGAGAUUGGCUAGCAGUAAGACAGAUGGAGCUUCUGAAGAAGAGUUCGAAGAUUCUAUCAUUGUUACUGAGAGAGGCGAUUAUUCUCCACUAAUGGCUAGAACAUGCUCUUGUCUUGCUAAGGCAUUGGAAGUGGCUGCAAAUGAUACACAGAAAAAGAUGAUUUCGAAGUAUAUCGAACAUUUUACCGAAGGAGAUGUAAAAUACCACAAGGACGGCUCACGCUUCUGGAUAAAGGACAUUGAACCAGUGAUCGAAAGUUAUAUAGGAUUUAUCGAAAAUUAUCGUGACCCUGCAGGAGUUAGGAGCGAGUUCGAAGGUUUCGUUGCUUGCGUUAACAAAGAAACUUCUCUUAAGUUCAAAACGCUAGUCAGUAAAGCAGAACAGAUUUUGGAACGGUUACCAUGGGGUAAACCAUACGAGAAAGACCAUUUCUUGAAGCCUGAUUUUACUGCGCUCGAUGUAAUAUCAUUCGCAUCCAGUGGACUUCCUUCUGGGAUUAACAUCCCUAACUAUGACGAUAUUCGACAGAAUGAGGGUUUCAAGAAUGUAUCUUUGGGCAACGUGAUAGCAGCGACUCCGAAGCAAAAAAUGAACUUCAUCGAUCAAGAAGAUGAGGAUCUUUUGCAUACCUAUCACAAAGAUUCCUUUGAAGUUCAAGUGGGACUUCACGAAUUACUUGGACAUGGUAGUGGGAAGUUGUUCCAAAGAAACGCGGACGGUACAUUCAACUUCGACAGAAACACUGUAGAUCUUAUCACUGGGAAGCCUGUAGCAACAUGGUAUGAGCCUGGAGAGACAUGGUCGUCGGUGUUUGGUCCUCUCUCGAGUGCUUACGAGGAAUGCCGAGCAGAAGCUGUUGGAUAUGUACUAUGCUGUGAUGCUGAUAUUCUAGAAAUAUUCGGAUAUAAAGACGCCAUGGCUGAGACUGUAAAGUAUGUCAACUGGCUGAAUGAAAUCCGCGCUGGACUGUUAGCCCUAGAGUUUUACUCUGCAGAGACGAAGAAGUGGGGCCAGGCUCAUUGUUACGCCCGUUUUGUGCUUACCAAGGUGUGCCUGGAGGCUGGUCAAGAUUUUGUUACUAUAACAGAAUGCGUUGGCGAGGAUGGUAAGCCCGAUCUGAAGUUUAAAUUAGACAAGAAAAAGAUUGAUGAUGUUGGAAAGCCUGCUGUAAACGCUUUCCUGGCUAAGUUGCAGGCUCACAAAUCUGCGGCAGACGUCCAAGGAGGAACCAAGCUUUUUGAAAAAUACGGCACCGUGGGUGAGCAGGAGUUACGGUGGCGCGAUAUAUGCAUAGCUCGACGAAAGCCACGAAGACUUUUUGUACAGGCAAAUACAGUUUUUGACGGCAAAGAAGAAGUUACACUGAAGUCCUACGAUGCUACAUCAGCGGGUGUUAUACAAUCAUUCCUAGAACGAUACGAGUCAGGAGCGAUUGACGAACUUGAGCAAUGCUGGUUGAAAGAUUUGGUUUGGUACCCCUCGCAUCUGAAAGGAACCGAUCAUCAAAAAUAAUAUUGUUACAUCACCUCUGCUCUAUCUUUUAUAAGUUAUAUGAUUCUAAGUUAUAAAAUGCUCAUUUUCUCGUCUUCAUUGG